Hypomesus transpacificus is the source of this 3259-nucleotide messenger RNA. RefSeq lists its product as uncharacterized. The record is from RefSeq and is a predicted model, not a curated record. The coding region runs from base 797 to 3259 and encodes 820 amino acids. The transcript is spliced from 6 exons. NCBI's taxonomy places the organism in Eukaryota, Metazoa, Chordata, Actinopteri, Osmeriformes, Osmeridae. Gene Ontology annotation, cellular component: nucleoplasm. Gene Ontology annotation, molecular function: protein binding.
AGAGCUUCUUAUCAAAUCUGGGAAAAGCAGCCAAGAUUGAUCAAAUAACUACAUAAUUUCCAUGCUAUACUGCAUCUGUGUAAAUUAUAAUGGCAACAUCAUCAUUUUAAUACUCGUCUAGUUAAUAACUUCUUGACUGCUUUCUUGUGUCUGUGCAGUUGCAGGGAUUAAGGGAGAUGGGCCACAGUACGGUGAUGCAGGUCCAAACUGUCUCCUCCAGCCCAGUGACUAUGGGCCAGAUUAUGGUGAUGCAGGUCCAAACUGUCUCCUCCAGCCCAGUGACUAUGGGCCAGAUUAUGGUGAUGCUGGUCCAAACUGUCUCCAGCCCAGUGACUAUGGGCCAGAUUAUGGUGAUGCUGGUCCAAACUGUCUCCAGCCCAGUGACUAUGGGCCAGAUUAUGGUGAUGCUGGUCCAAACUGUCUCCAGCCCAGUGACUAUAACAAGGCAGGCUUGGGAUUGGUUCAGUGAUAAACAGUACUAUGUUUGUGCACCCUGCAACAGAUUAAGUUUAGUCACAUUGCACUUAUAUAGUGAGUUAUUGUCUUGUUGCAGCAUGUUGAACCCAUCUUAUAUCACAGUUCUGUUGUUUUGUUGCAGCAUGUUGAACCCAUCUUAUAUCACAGUUCUGUUGUCUUGUUGCAGCAUGUUGAACCCAUCUUAUAUCACAGUUCUGUUGUCUUGUUGCAGCAUGUUAAACCCAUCUUAUAUCACAGUUCUGUUGUCUUGUUGCAGCAUGUUGAACCCAUCUUAUAUCACAGUUCUGUUGUAAAUCAGAACUGUGGAUCGUCAGAGAGGAUGUUCUCCAGCAGAGCAGCUGAGGUUAAGGAGCAGCAGGGAAACCCAUCACAGCAAACAUCUACACCCCACAAAGCCAUUCAAAAAGAUCCCCGAAAAAGGAGAGAUAUUUUUGACCUGCUCUUGCAGAAUGAGCCCUUUGACUUGGAUGGCAUGCUAGGUUUAGGGUUAGCUGCUCAGCUAACAUGCCAUCCUGAGCCAGGUCAGUGCCCAGCUGUGGAAAGUUCUGAUGCAGAUUUCCUGUCGGAGGAAACAGACAUUGGAGGACCGAGCGAGAGUCUGAAACGCUGCCAGGAGACACCACUGACAAAGCUGCAGCAUCAGCAGAAUGGCAGCACGAGUGGAGGAGGCUGCCUCUAUGAAGGGAUGAAAGUAGUAGAUGGAGGAGGCUGCCUCUAUGAAGGGAUGAACCCAACCAACAGUGAUGAAAGAGAUGUCCAGGUAGUGACCUCGGGAGCGUUGCCUCAGAAACAAAGUGAAGCCGAUGUGAGAGACCCCUUCAAAGUCACGCCAGAGGAAGCUGUUACCUCCAGCCCAGCACCACCAGAGGAAGCUGUUACCUCCAGCCCAACACCACCAGAGGAAGCUGUUACCUCCAGCCCAACACCACCAGAGGAAGCUGUUACCUCCAGCCCAGCAUCACCAGAGGAAGCCCAGCCAGACAUGAAAGAGCAGACUUGCUAUGCCGGUUCUCCGUCUCUGCUUGAACAAGACGCCAGCAGGCAAGAAGCUCUCAACAAGUGGUUGAGUCGUCCACCAAGCAAGGCAGUGUCACAGGAGGAUGGUGUUGUUGAAUGCCAACAGCAGGAGAGAGCUCCAGAAGUGUCUGAUGUUUUAAGAGCCAUCCACGCCCCUACUGAAGACUCAGCAUUUACUGAGACCCAUAUCGACACGCCGGACGUUGCCAGGCCAAGGAGCAGAGAAGCGGACAGCGAGGACCCAAACAUCUGUCGCUCCUCGGCCUCCCCAGACCCUGACCACUGUCCCAUCACUGGGGGGCUGAGUCCUGAACACUCAGUCACUAAAGACCCAGGACACUCAGCUGACCCAUCCGGCCAUGACGACGACGAGGUAGAGUCCGACUCGGACUGCACCAUGAUAUACGAGCCGGGCCAAUCAGAGCAGCUGUCAGGAGGACGUAAGGGCGCUCACCUCCAAUCAGAUCGGGCCUUCAGCUCCAAAAGAGACAAUGCCAUACUGAUGGACGGUCCAAAUCUCCCCGUGGAAGGCGUGAGCGUGAAAGCUACGCAGAGCUGCCGAGAGGAACCUGACAGAAACCACUCAUCAAGUUUAUCUUCAUCAACGGAAGAUUCCAGAAGCCUGCUCACCCCGUCACACUACCAAGUUAGAGGUGACAGAGAGGACGGGAAACCUCAGGUUGAGACACAAGCUGCUGCUGGGCCAGAGGGACGCUCUGCUGGGCCAGGGGGACGCUCUACUGGGCCAGAGGGACGCUCUACUGGGCCAGGGGGACGCUCUACUGGGCCAGGGGGACGCUCUACUGGGCCAGGGGGAUGCUCUGCUGGUUGCUCUGCUGGGCCAGGGGGACGCUCUGCUGGGCCAGAGGGACGCUCUACUGGUCCAGGGAGAUGCUCUGCUGGUUGCUCUGCUGGGCCAGGGGGACGCUCUGCUGGUUGCUCUGCUAGGCCAGAGGGACGCUCUGCUGGCUCUGCUGGGCGGCGCAAGAGGAGACCGAAAAGCAUCAGAUCCAGGUUUGGACCAGGACCUUCAAAACCACCCAACCCGUGGAAGUCACCCCACGAAUGGGCCCAGGCCAACAGCACUAAGUCAGGUCCUUUAGGAGGAACCAAAAUCCUGCCGAGAAAUGUUCACAAGAGGAAUGGACUUGGUGAGACUCACCUGCACUUAGCUUGCAAGAAAGGAGACCUGCUUCACGUCAAAGCUCUUAUUGAGGCUGGAAUAAACGUCAAUGAGAAAGAUAAUGCAGGCUGGGCAGCACUGCACGAGGCGAGCGCGGGGGGAUUCGGGCUGGUGGUGGAGGAGCUGCUGAAGGCCGGAGCUGACGUGACCAGCCAGGGCCUGGAGGGCCUCACGCCCCUGCACGACGCUGCCGCCUCCGGACACGCACAGGUGGUGAGUCUGCUGCUGCAGCAUGGCUCCAGCCCUGGGGCCAGGUCUGCUGUGGGCCUCAGCCCGCUGGAUGUAGCGCGAGGAGCAGACGUCCGAGAGCUGCUGUCCACCUUCCAGCCCGUCACCCCCCUCAGACACGCCCCCUCAGGUGAUCACACCCCCUCAGACACGCCCCCUCAGGUGAUCACACCCCCUCAGACACGCCCCCUCAGACACGCCCCCUCAGGUGAUCACACCCCCUCAGACACGCCCCCUCAGGUGAUCACACCCCCUCAGAUACGCCCCCUCAGACACGCCCCCUCAGGUGAUCACACCCCCUCAGACACGCCCCCUCAGGUGAUCACACCCCCUCAGACACGCCCCCUCAGGUGA